Messenger RNA from Tetrahymena thermophila SB210, 2892 nucleotides. RefSeq names its product kinesin motor catalytic domain protein. The transcript has 9 exons. Gene Ontology annotation, biological process: microtubule-based movement. Gene Ontology annotation, molecular function: ATP binding; microtubule motor activity; microtubule binding. Lineage: Eukaryota; Ciliophora; Oligohymenophorea; Hymenostomatida; Tetrahymenidae. The record is from RefSeq and is a predicted model, not a curated record.
AUGCUGAGAAAGCAAAUUAACAACAUCCUUUAAAAUCAACAAAUUGCUAGGACUGAAUACGAUGAAAGUCCUUAGAAUGUACAAAUUUAGUAGUUGGACUCAUUUGAUUCGUAGAACAGUGGCCGACUUGAAUACGAUUCAGAAAGGUACUAGCAAGUUGAUAACGUGGUAGAUUAAGGCAAUUAAAAUAACAACAAAAAGAAGCAGACAAAAAAGAGCUCUCUCCUUUAAAACAUGGAAAAAAUGGAAUAAAAAAGACAAGAAAGGAGAGAAAAGAUGAACUAAAUGAAGCAAUAAAAAUUGGAAAAGGAAUAAAUGAACAAAGAAAGCAAUAGAAAUGUCGAUAUUGACUUUGAAAUGCUCAUUGAGUAAGAGAGACUUAACUUCAGUUUAUAGCAUGUGCCUAUUUCAAACAAUAGGCUGAGCGUAAUAGUUAGGAAAAGACCUUUGUUUUCAAAAGAAGAAGAGGAAGGUGAACUAGAUUCUAUAUCAUGUUCAAAUCCUAUCAUCAGAGUUCAUGAACCUAAAUAUAAAGUAGAUGGUAUUACAAAAUAUGUAGAGAACCAAGACUUCUAGUUUGAUAACGCAUUCUCUGAAAAAGAGUCAACUGAAGAUGUUUACAAGUAUUCCUUACAACCACUGAUUAAAUGCAUAUUUGAACACGGAGUUGUUACAUGUUUCGCUUACGGAUAGACAGGUAGUGGUAAAACAUUCACUAUGAGAGGACUUCAGUAGCACUAUAUAAAUGACAUAUUCAGCAUCAUUCAGAAAAAUCACUAAUUCUAAUUGAUUAUGAGUUACUUUGAAAUCUACGGUGGCAAGUGUUUUGAUCUAUUAAAUGAAAGAAACUAAUUGAAUAUUUUGGAAGAUAAAAAUAACAAUGUUUAAAUUCAAAAUUUGAUUGAAAAACCAGUAAGAGAUUAGCUAGAGAUGAUUGAAAUUAUUGAAUAGGCCGCAAUAAUUAGAACAACUCAUGCAACUGAAGCAAAUGAAGAAUCAUCUCGUUCUCAUGCAAUUUGUUAAAUUGUUGUUAAAGACACCAAUGGAUCCACUCGUGGUAAGUUAAUUAUGGUUGAUUUAGCAGGAAGUGAAAGAGCCCAAGAUUGCUAGAGUAAUUCUAAGCAAAGGAGAGUUGAAGGAGCUAAUAUUAACUAGAGUCUUUUGGCUCUGAAAGAAUGCAUCAGAGCUAUGGAUUCUGGUGCUUAGCAUGUGCCUUUUAGAGGAUCAAAGCUGACUCUGGUACUAAGAGACUCUUUUUUAAGCAAACAAUCAAAUUCUCAUAUCAUUAUGUUUGCUUGCAUAUCACCUGGUUCUAGCUCAUCUGAUCACACAGUGAAUACUUUAAGAUAUGCUGAUAGACUAAAAGAAAGCAACGGUAUUAAAUAAGAUGUGAUUAAAAUUAUCGAAGAAUAAUCAAAAGCAAAAAAAAAGAAAUAGAAUUAUUAAUCAUCAUAAUAAUAAAUGGCUUCUGCUCCUUAGGCGGCUGCACAAAAAAAAAAAGAAAAAGAAAAAGAAGAAAAUGACUCAAACAAGAAAAACUAAAAUGCACCACCUGUAAAAAAUUUGAAAGGUGAAAACAAAAACAAAGAAGAGAGAUAAUAUGAUCACACAUAAUAUUUAAUGAACAAUGCCAAAAAUAAAGAAAAUAUGCAAAGUGUUGACAAUAUUCCUUCGAUAGGUUAUUAGGAUAAACCAAGUUAGUAGGAAAAAAAGCUGAAUGCAUAACAAGCUAAGUCUUCUUAAAUUUAAAAAAUACCUCCUAUUUAGCAGUCUGUGUAAUAAAUUGAAUAAGCUUCAACACAGAAUAGUACUUAAUAGGUUGUUUCUUCAACAUCUGUAAGCUCUUCUGCCUCAGCACUAGCACAACUUCAUAGAGAGAAGAGAGAUGAAAGACCUUAAACAUAAUAAAAAAGACAAAGUUCUAUAGGAAAAAAGAAUGCUAAUUAAACUGAUACUAGUAAUCAAAAUUUGAACAAUCUUUUAUAGUAAAAGAUUUUAAAUACUGAUGCUUCUCUUGCUACCAAUCAUAAUCAUGAUCAUUUAUCAGGAGUUGAUCAAAAUAAGGCUUUAAGCUUAAAAUAACUAAAAUAGAUAUCUCAGUCCAACCCUGUUACUACUCAAAACAAUCAAGGUCAGUAAAUUAGGAUUAAUUCAGCUCAUCCUAGCAAUAACAAUAACUCAUAAAACAAUAACACAAGAGAUGAUAACAAUAACUCUUUCAAUCAACUCCCUAAAAAAGGUCAUAAUAAUUAAUAGCAAAAGAAAACUCAGCAAAACAUGGAUAACAUAUCUACAAUUAAUAACAAAAAUAAUAGAGAUUCUUCUGCUAACCAUAACAGUAGACACAACAGCAGUAGCAAUAACAACAAUAACUAAAUAAACAAUAACAAUUUUAACCAAAACUUGAAUGACAAGAGUUUAAAUGACCACAUCCUACAAAAAAAUAAAGAAGUUUAAGAAAACAUAGAAAAAGCUUAACAGCAUCAAAUAGAAUAAAAAACUAAAGAUUUAAUUCUCUAACAAAUUAAAGAAAAACAAGAAGACAUGUUUUCUUCUCACAUGUCUGCAAUUAAAGAGGAUGCUAAUCUGCUUUCAUUAGAGAGUGGGCUUUUAACUGAUUGCUAAAAAGAUGGAUUUAUGGAUUGUGAUAUUGAUAGCUAUGUGAAAAAAUUUGAAUCAAUAGUUUCUAAAAAACUCCUCAUGUACAACUUGCUUCAAUAAAAAAUGGAUACUUUAAAAAAAAUGAGAAAUGAGUACAACAACAAAUAUUCUUUGAACUAAAUUAACAAUAAUCAUCAUGAAAAAAAUCAAUAGUAAUAAUAAGCUAAAUAAAUUGAAGAUCCUAAUAAAAAGAGGUAAUCAUUUCUUUUGAAGAAAAAAAUAGAAAAUUGA